Messenger RNA from Oncorhynchus mykiss (rainbow trout), 1533 nucleotides. The record is from RefSeq and is a predicted model, not a curated record. NCBI's taxonomy places the organism in Eukaryota, Metazoa, Chordata, Actinopteri, Salmoniformes, Salmonidae.
CCCCCCCCCCCCCCCCCCCCCCCCCCCCCCCCCCCCCCCCCACCCCCCCCCCCCCCCCCCCCCCCCCCACCCCCCCCCCCCCCCCCCACCCCCCCCCCCCCCCCCCCCCCCCCCCCCCCCCCCCCCCCCCCCCCCCCCCCCCCCCCCCCCCCCCCCCCCCCCCCCCCCCCCCCCCCCCCCCCCCCCCCCACCCCCCCCCCCCCCACCCCCCCCCCCCCCCCCCCCCCCCCCCCCCCCCCCCCCCCCCCCCCCCCCCCACCCCCCCCCCCCCCCCCCCCCCCCCCCCCCCCCCCCCCCCCCCCCCCCCCCCCCACCCCCCCCCCCCCCCCCCCCCCCCCCCCCCCCCCCCCCCCCCCCCCCCCCCCCCCCCCCCCCCCCCCCCCCCCCCCCCCCCCCCCCCCCCCCCCCCCCCCCCCCCCCCCCCCCCACCCCCCCCCCCCCCCCCCCCCCCCCCCCCCCCCCCCCCCCCCCCCCCCCCCCCCCCCCCCCCCCCCCCCCCCCCCCCCCCCCCCCCCCCCCCCCCCCCCCCCCCCCCCCCCCCCCCCCCCCCCCCCCCCCCCCCCCCCCCCACCCCCCCCCCCCCCCCCCCCCCCCCCCCCCCCCCCCCCCCCCCCCCCCCCCCCCACCCCCCCCCCCCCCCCCCCCCCCCCCCCCCCCCCCCCCCCCCCCCCCCCCCCCCCCCCCCCCCCCCCCCACCCCCCCCCCCCCCCCCCCCCCCCCCCCCCCCCCCCCCCCCCCCCCCCCCCCCCCCCCCCCCCCCCCCCCCCCCCCCCCCCCCCCCCCCCCCCCCCCCCCCCCCCACCCCCCCCCCCCCCUCCCCCCCCCCCCCCCCCCCCCCCCCCCCCCCCCCCCCCCCCCCCCCCCCCCCCCCCCCCCCCCCCACCCCCCCCCCCCCCCCCCCCCCCCCCCCCCCCCCCCCCCCCCCCCCCCCCCCCCCCCCCCCCCCCCCCCCCCCCCCCCCCCCCCCCCCCCCCCCCCCCCCCCCCCCCCCCCCCCCCCCCCCCCCCCCCCCCCCCCCCCCCCCCCCCCCCCCCCCCCCCCCCCCCCCCCCCCCCCCCCCCCCCCCCCCCCCCCCCCCCCCUCCCCCCCCCCUCCCCCCCCCCCCCCCCCCCCCCCCCCCCCCCCCCCCCCCCCCCCCCCCCCCCCCCCCCCCCCCCCCCCCCCCCCCCCCCCCCCCCCCCCCCCCCCCCCCCCCCCCCCCCCCCCCCCCCCCCCCCCCCCCCCCCCCCCCCCCCCCCCCCUCCCCCCCCCCCCCCCCCCCCCCCCCCCCCCCCCCCCCCCCCCCCCCCCCCCCCCCCCCCCCCCCCCCCCCCCCCCCCCCCCCCCCCCCCCCCCCCCCCCCCCCCCCCCCCCCCCCCCCCCCCCCCCCCCCCCCCCCCCCCCCCCCCCCCCCCCCCCCCCCCCCCCCCCCCCCCCCCCCCCCCCCCCCCCCCCCCCCCCCCCCCCCCCCCCCCCCCCCCCCCCCCCCCCCCCCCCCCCCCCCCCCCCCCCCCCCCCCCCCCCCCCCCCCCCCACCCCCCCCCCCCCCCCCCC